GUUACAAACACCCUAAGUAUCCUUACCGAAAAUCAAGGCAUUAAUAAAUUUAAUUAUGGCACCAAAGGCCUACUAAAAUAUCUAUUAGACUCAGCAAUAAGAAACUCUAAAAAUAAAUCAGGACACACAAAUAAAUUUGAUGAUGGAAUGAAACGAUUCUGGCUUUAUAUAUUCAUUAGCGCAGGAAGGAUGAGUUAUGAAAUAUUGCACUCAAAUUUAAAAAAUAUACUGCCUUCUGUCACAACUAUUCACAGACAACUAGAAGAAAUGAAUAAUAUAUUAGAGGGUGAAGUGAGAAUUGAAGACUUAAAACUUUAUUUACAAAAGAGAAAUUAUCCACCCAUAAUUUUUAUAUCCGAAGAUCAAACUGCACUCAUCAAAAAAGUCCAAUAUGAUUCAGCUUCAAAUCAAAUGGUUGGCUUUGUAGCACCUUUACAGGAACAGACGAGAUUUCCUCGCAUUAACAAAUUCCCAGUUGAUUCAGUUAGCGACAUUGAAAAUGCUUUUAAGAAUAAAACAUUAGCAAUAAAUGCAUAUAUUUUUAUGGCUCAGCCAUUAGUAGAUGGAUCACCCGCAUUUUGUAUAUCAAUAUUUGGCAGUGAUAAUAGAUUUACCUCAGAAGAUGUUUAUAAACGAUGGCAAUAUCUCAUAAAGGAAGCAGGAAAACAUGGAAUUACAAUUUUGGGCUUUUCAAGCGAUGGUGACACUCGGUGCUUAAAAAGUAUGAAAAUUAUAUCGAAAUUGUCAUUUACUUCAUUGAACCCUUACUCUCCCUAUUUUCAGGCGAAUUACAAUUUAGAAAAUCCAGCAGUUUUUCAAGACACUAUACAUAUAUCAACGAAGCUUAAGACUCGUUUAUUAAAUGAAAAUAUUUCUAUGAAUAUGGGAGGAAAACGAGUAUCUAUUGACAAUAUCCGGUACAUAAUUGAAAACUAUCCUAGAGAUAAACACUUAUUAUGCAAGAGCUUCCUUGAAUCUUCCGACAAAAUGAACUUCAAUGCAAUAGACAAGUUAAGUUCUGAACAUGUCACAAAUAUGCUUAAGGAAGUUCCCAACGCCGAAGCUACAAGGCAAUAUUUAAUACUGACUCGCAACAUAUUGGAUGCAUUCUUGUUAAAAGAAAUUAGUGUUGAAAGACGAGUAUACCUAAUUUGGUAUUCAACUUUUUUCAUGCGUAUUUGGAAAGCCUGGCUAAAAAAAAAUGGUGAAAAUAUCCAAAAGAAUUUUAUCACCACAAAUGCCUAUACAUGCAUAGAAAUAAACGCUCAUGGAAUUAUUUUAGUCAUUGAAAAACUUCGGCAAAAUGGAAUUUCAGAAGCUUUUCUUCCAUGGCUGUAUAGCAGUCAGCCAUGUGAAAAAGUAUUUAGAGAAACUCGGUCCAUGAGUAGCACAUUUUCAACUAUGAUAAAUUAUACACUGCUGGAUGUUUUAAGAAGAUUAAAACGUAUACAAGCUAUGCAUGAGAUAAGCACAGACUUAGGUCCCAAUUUUAGAUUCCCCAGGCAAGAAAACAAACGACUUGGAAAUAAUUCAAGUGUCUUUAAAGUAACUGAGUUUCCAUCAACUGAUGAAAUGAUUAACAUAAUUAAAAAGGCCCAAGAAGACGCACUAUCUGACGCUAAAAAAAUUGGGAUGGAAAUGAACAGGGAUUGUUGUAUAGAAAUUAAUUUACCGACUUGUGACAAUCCGGAAGAGCAAGAAGAGGUGCAGGGAAGUAUACUUAUCACUGAUACCAUUUUAAAGGAACAUGAGCCAGACCUCGAGCCAGACUUUUCUAAUGAAGACCGGGAGUUUCUUGAAUAUACCUCUACAUUUAAUAAUUAUGACUCUUUACAUUUGAGAGACUAUACGGGUCAAAAGAAAGCACAAAAAUCGUGUCUGUCAGUGACACUUAAAGACAAAAAAACACGAAUUAUAAAAAAAUCUACUCUAAUUUGGUUUUUUCAGGAAAAACAGGGUCGUUUAUCAACCGACAGACUGCUCCGGGUAAAGGGAAUGACAGUUAAAAAUACGCAUAAGGGGUUAUCAAAAAAAAAAACAGUUCAGGAAAAAGCCAGGCCAAGGACUUCAACCAGCAGGCAAUAUCAAAAAAAGAAAAAUGUUUCGUCAACCUCAUGAACGAGCUCAUAAAGAUAGUACAUCUGAAUCUCGAUCUGAAUCAGAUGAGAUUAGCUUAGAAAGUGAAACUUUGAGUGAAGAUUUCUCUGACUUAGAAGAUUGCCAUAACGAAAGUACAAAAAUGCCAGUAAUUCAGCUAGAAUCUUAUUAUGCUGUGUUUUAUGAUACACAAUGGUAUCUAGGGCGUGUCAUCAACAGCUACAGCUCAGAAAAGUUUAAAGUGAAAUUUUUACAACAAGACCUGGAUACUUUUAAGUGGCCCAAAAAAGAUGAUAUCCAAGAUGUUCACAAAGAGUUUAUAUUUUAUGGACCAGUUAGUCUAAGCGGAACUGAACCAUUUUCUUUAAAAAGAAAUGAUUUGAUUGCUAUUAAACAGAAAUACAAAACAAUCAAAUCCAUCAAAUCAUUAAAAAAUUAAACAUAUUUUUUUAUGUUAUUUAUUAUGUUAAUAAAGCUACUUUGCUUAAU
Messenger RNA from Diabrotica virgifera virgifera (western corn rootworm), 2586 nucleotides. RefSeq lists its product as uncharacterized. The record is from RefSeq and is a predicted model, not a curated record. The coding region runs from base 148 to 2118 and encodes 656 amino acids. The transcript is spliced from 4 exons. NCBI's taxonomy places the organism in Eukaryota, Metazoa, Arthropoda, Insecta, Coleoptera, Chrysomelidae.